Molecule: messenger RNA, 2968 nt
Organism: Lycium ferocissimum
Lineage: Eukaryota; Viridiplantae; Streptophyta; Magnoliopsida; Solanales; Solanaceae
Product: phosphatidylinositol 4-kinase gamma 4-like
Exons: 2
Coding region: 997-2721 (574 amino acids)
Molecular function (GO): protein binding
Source: RefSeq, a predicted model, not a curated record
UUCUCAAUGCUUAUAUGAGUCAUAUAGUCAAAAGCAAAUUAGCUUCACUAACGGCUAUAAUUCCGCUAAUUCCACUCUUCCUUCACCUUCUCUUUCUCUCUUACAUCAUCGGAAAAAACAACUUCAAAAAACCGGCGAAUAAACCGGAGAUAAUACUGUUUCAAUUUUCCGACAUGUAACCAAACCAAAGCUUUCAAUAUCCAAUUACGGGAAAUGCAGGGAGGAUAAAUAAAGAUUAUAAAUUUUUAUUCAAAAAAAAUCCUUCCUAUUUGCCAUGUAGUUUAUAUAAGGUUUUAUUCAUUUACACAUUUGAAUUUUGAUUCUUUCCUAGCUUGGUAAAGAAUCCACUAUCCUUGUGGAAAAAAAGAAAAAAAAAUUAUUUGGCCCCAAAGUUCCAGUGAUCUCACUUUUCUUUGCACUCUUUUUGUGCCUUGGUGUUGUUUGAUAAAAUUCCCCAAAGGAAAAAAGAUCCCAUUUUGAUAUAUAAGCUUUGAUUCAUUGACCCAUUAGCCUUUUGAUUCUUUCUUACUUGGUAAAGAAUCCACUAUCCUUGUGGAAAAAAAGAAAAAAAAAAAAUUGCACCCUUUUGUGAUUGCACCCUUUUGUGCCUUCCACUUGUUUGAUAAAAUUCCCCAAAGAAGUGAAUCAUUGAAGAUUUACUGCAUUUCUGAGGAGUUUUUGAUCAUUAUUGAAUUGGGCAUUUCCUGUAUAACAGUUUAGGUUAUGCUCUUUUUAGGUUUCUAAAAGUUGAAUCUUGAUUGCUUUGAGUUCUUUCAUUGGUUUUUGAUUUCAUCUCUUUUUUGUGUAUCCUUAGUUUUUUUUUGUUUUCUUUUGUUGGUAAAAGGGUUUGCAUUUCUGCAUUAAGGAUUUAAGAUUGAGCCAUUUUCUUGCAUUUUGCGCAUAGUUGAUGCCUUGUUUGAGAUUUUGAACACUUACAUAGUCAUCAAGGGGUCAAGAACUUGAGGCUGGUUUUGUAAAGCGUUAGAUAUCAUCACUAUGUCAGCUGUUGAUGUGGCUUUGAGUCCGGUACAGGAAGAAUCUGUCCGGGCUACGAGGCAUAUCUAUGGCCCAUUGGCGCUUUGCACAAACGAAUCGAUUGUAAUAUACAUCACUGUAGCUGGUUCUGUGAUUCCAAUGCGCGUGUUGGAGUCUGAUUCGAUUGGGGAAGUAAAACUUAAGAUCCAAACAUGUAAAGGGUUUGUGGUUAAGAUGCAGAAGCUAGUUUUCGGAGGUAGAGAAUUGGCAAGAAAUGAAUCUUUGGUUAGAGACUAUGGUGUCAGUAAUGGGAAUGUUUUGCAUAUGGUCUUCAAGAUAUCCGAUCACCUUGUUAUCACUGUUCGAACCACUUGUGGAAUGGAAUUUGAAUUUCCCGUUGACAGGCAUCAAGAUAUCGGGUACCUAAAGCGUACCAUAUUGAAAAAAGGCAAAGACUUUGGUGAGGAGCUUAAGGUUCAAGAGCUUUUUUGUAAUGGUGAGAAGCUUGAGGAUCAGAAGCUAAUCGAUGAUAUUACUGCUGAUGCUGUGAUUCACUUGGUAGUUCAGAAAUUCGCAAAGCUUCGUGCUAAGCAUGCCGAGAGAGAUGUUGAACUUUCUGUUAUUGCAGCUAAUUGGAAUGAGAAGACCCAAAGUUGGGGUGUACAUGAAGGAAAUAAACCUGAUAGAUACUUGUUGUUGGAACCUUUUGUUGUUAAUCCAAAUAUAGAACUGCCUGGAUAUAUAUGGGACAUGAUCAACUCUGCAAGUGAUGGGUUGACAAAAGGAAAUAGACCGAUCCGAUCAUCUGAAGGGACUGGAGGAGCUUAUUUCAUGCAGGAUGGGUCUGGCAACAAGUAUGUUGGUAUUUUUAAGCCGAUUGAUGAGGAACCGCUAGCUGUGAAUAACCCUCAAGGGCUACCUUUAUCAACCAAUGGUGAAGGGUUGAAAAGGGGAACCCGAGUUGGAGAAGGUGCAUUUAGAGAAGUUGCAGCUUUUCUACUGGACCAUCCAAGGACCGGGCACCGAACAUUGUCCAAUUAUAAGAUUGGCUUUUCUGGUGUGCCUCCCACUGCUAUGGUUCAGUGCUUGCACAAUGCAUUUCAUCAUCCUGAUGGAUUUGAGUGGUCAUCCGAAUACAUUAAAGUUGGUUCGUUGCAGCUGUUUAUGAAGAAUGAAGGAAAUUGUGAGGAUAUGGGUCCUGGGAUAUUUCCUCUUGAGGAAGUCCAUAAGAUUACUGUCUUUGACAUAAGAACAGCAAAUGCAGAUAGGCAUGCCGGGAAUAUUCUUGUGAGAAGGGAAGGAGAAGAAGGGCGAAUCGUGCUUACUCCAAUUGACCAUGGCUACUGCUUGCCUGAGAAUUUUGAAGAUUGCACCUUUGAUUGGCUCUAUUGGCCACAAGCCCGUCAGCCUUAUUCUCCAGAAACAAUCAAUUACAUCAAAUCACUGGAUGCUGAACAAGACAUUGUCCUUCUUAAGUUUUACGGAUUGGAUUUGUCUGUUGAAUGUGCUCGUACUCUUCGUAUCUCAACCAUGCUUCUGAAGAAAGGGGUAGAGAGAGGACUUACUCCCUUUGACAUAGGAAGCAUGAUGUGCAGGGAAACCUUGAACAAGGAAUCCGUUAUCGAGGAAAUCGUUCGUGAUGCUCAAGAUUCUAUGCUUCCUGGCAUGACCGAAGCUGCAUUUCUUGAAACUGUCUACAAGCUCAUGGAUAUCAAGCUUGAGAAGCUAAAAUAUAAAUCUUCCUAAGGAUUGUAAGUAUGUGUAUCUUUUGAUUCUUGUUGUGUAUGUAUAUAGCAUUCGGUCCAUAUAUUAUAUAAAUGGACUGAAUGGAGAUAGCGAAGGUGGAUGACUGACUUUGUCGUCUUAUGGUCAGAAACCUUUUUUCCUCUCAGCUUCUGCUCAUUACCAAUUUGAUGGUUUUCCAAAUAUGGAACAGAAGUUGCAAUAUGCAAUAAAUAAAUAAAUAAAACAAACUGUUAUUACAGUUGCCUUG